Messenger RNA from Dreissena polymorpha, 3988 nucleotides. Its product is annotated as muskelin-like. The transcript has 19 exons. Lineage: Eukaryota; Metazoa; Mollusca; Bivalvia; Myida; Dreissenidae. The record is from RefSeq and is a predicted model, not a curated record. Gene Ontology annotation, molecular function: protein binding. The coding region runs from base 121 to 2406 and encodes 761 amino acids. Gene Ontology annotation, cellular component: cytoplasm.
GAAUUAUUAAAAAUGUGACGCUCUAAUAUAAUUAAGAAUAUGCAUCGAAUUGGAUAAUUCCAAAAAUAUCAGUCCUUCUAAAAAAGCCGGUGACGAUUUUAAAAUUCGUAAAAAAAUAAAAUGGCGUUUAAUAUUUCGACUCUGAAGUUUACCAUUCACAAAUGGUCAAGUUACUCGUAUAAUUAUGUACCAGAAAAUAUCUAUCUGGACAAGCCUUCAGACCAGUCAUCCAGGUGGUCUUCUGACUCCAACCAUCCUCCACAGUUUCUGGUCUUGAAACUUGAGCAACCAGCAAUAGUGGGUUCCAUAACAUUUGGAAAGUAUGAAAAGACCCAUGUCUGUAACCUAAAGAAAUUCAAAGUAUUUUGUGGGUUGUCAGAUGAUCUGAUGAUCGAGGUGUUGGAAAGCGGUUUGAAGAAUGACCAUGUUCCAGAGACAUUCAACUUAAAGAAUGAAAUAGACGGCCAUUAUUUUCCAUGUCGAUUCAUUAAAAUAGUUCCCCUGCAGACCUGGGGCUCCAGUUUCAACUUCAGUAUUUGGCAUGUGCAGCUGAAUGGAGUCGAUGAGUGGGAGGUGGUACAGCCCUGCAUGAAUUGGUUCAACACGUAUCGCGAGAAGGAGACCAUUAGAUUGUGCCUGAAGCAUUUUCGUCAGCGCCAGUAUGACGAGGCAUAUGAAGCUUUGCAGAAACGAACCCGUGUCGACCUGGAGCACCCAAUUCUUACUGAGCUGCACAAUCUGCUGGUUAGGAAGGGAAACUACGAAGCCUGUGAAGACCUGAUAACAAAAGCCUGUGAAGAGGGGAUGUUUGAUGAAUACAUCAGUGACCAGGACUACAAGCCCAAGUGGAUGCCCAUUGGACCCUUCAGUGAAAGUGGAUUGAAUGAUUCAGAUUCUUUGGACGGCCGUCCGGGCAUGCGGGGUGGUCACCAGAUGGCGCUAGACGUCCACUCUGAGACACUGUACCUGUACGGAGGAUGGGACGGAAAUCAGGACCUAGCGGACCUUUGGGCGUACCACGUGCCCUCCAAACAGUGGACGUGUCUCUGUAGGAACUCUGCUGAGGAGGGUGGUCCCAGUGCAAGGUCAUGUCACAAGAUGUGCCUGGACUAUGACAGGAAGCAGAUCUUCACACUGGGCAGAUACCUGGACUCCUCAAUGAGGACUGAAGGCAACCUCAAGAGUGAUUUCUACAUCUAUGACAUAGAGAGCUGCAAAUGGACCUUGAUAACAGAGGAUACUGCGGCUAUGGGGGGUCCCAAACUGAUAUUUGACCAUCAGAUGGUCAUAGACAUGGAGCAACAGACUCUCUAUGUGUUUGGAGGACGGGUGCUUACAUGUGCGUCAGAGGGUGACAGGAGCAGUAACCCUCAGUUCAGUGGGCUGUACAGCUACUAUGUGCCCACCAACACAUGGACAAAGCUUAUGGAUGACUGCUCUGAACUCAGAUCCAGGAUUGCUCACUCUAUGCUGUUUCAUCCGAGGAAGCGUGUAUUGUUCAUCUUUGCUGGUCAGAGAUCAAAAGAAUAUCUAAAUGACUUCCUUAUGUACUAUGUGGAUGAGCGGAAAGUAGAAGUAAUCCAGGAUGGAUCCAGUAAGGACCCUUCUCCUACUGGUCGACCAGACAAUCCCAUGUCUGGACACCUGCAUAUUAGAAAUUUCUUGAAGGAUCCAAGUAAAAGAUCCAUACCAGCUGCUGGCUUCACUCAAAGGGCAACACUUGAUCCUGACAGUGAUGAAAUACAUGUGUUAUCAGGUUUAAGUAAAGACAAAGAAAAGAGAGAUAAUGUGAAAAACUCCUUUUGGGUAUAUAAUAUUGGCAAAAAUAAAUGGUCAUGCAUUUACAAGAAUGAGAACUCUGGUCAGCAAUACUGGUCCAAGAUGCAGCAUUUAGAACCUGUGCCUCGAUUUGCGCAUCAGCUGGUCUAUGAUCAUGUUAGAAAGGUUCAUUAUUUGUUUGGAGGAAACCCGGGAAAGGAGGGUCUGCCAAAGAUGAGACUUGAUGAUUUCUGGUGCUUACAGCUGAGUAGGCCGUCUCCCACCAACCUCUUGAGGCGCUGUAAGUACCUCAUCAGGAAGUACAGGUUCCAGGAACUGGCUGCAGGAGACUCCCAGUCAGCCAUGGUGUUCUUACAGAGGGACCUGGCAGCCGUCAUCGAUCAGAAUGACGAGCAAGAGACACAAGAAUUUCAUCUGCUGGCGUCGACCUUGUUCAAAUGUGGAGAGGAGGAGGAAGACAUGUUUGAAUCUCAGUCACUCUUUUCCUUGCCAGAACCAAGUUCAUCUGCAGUGUCAUCGGAAAACUACAGAAAACGUACGGAACUGUUUGACCAACUGGUGGACUAUUUCCCUUACACUAUGACACAACCAAAGGGAAAUCUUGUGGACCUUAUACCCCUGUGCUGAACAUUUAAGUCGCGUUCUGAGAAAACUGGGCAUAAUCCAUGUGCGUAAAGUGUCAUCCCAGAUUAGCCUGUGCAGUCUGCACAGGCUAAUCAGGGACGACACUUUCCGCCUAAACUUGACUUUCGGUAAGGAGGGACUUCCUUGAAACUAAAAAUACCAUUAAAGUGGAAAGUGUCAUUCCUGAUUAGCCUGUGCGGACUGCACAGGCUAAUCUGGGACGACACUUUACGCACAUGAAUUAUGCCCAGUUUUGUUAGAACAAGACACAUUUUAUUUCAAUUUUGUUGAUCUAAAACUUCUGGGCUGAACAUGUCUGAAUCUUAAACCUUUACUGAAAAUGUAUGGUUGACCAAUGUCUGCAAGGUGCUUACAUUUGUGUUGUGGUGGUCAAUGAGUUAAUAUGUUAUUGCUGGGCUUAAAAAAGGAAAACAAGUUCAUCAGUGUAGAAAUUCAGAGCUUGCAUUUGCAUUUAACAACUGGAUAUCUGAACCUCUUUGCCUUUGAUUUUGGACAUUUUUACUCAUUAACAGGAGUAGUUAAAGGUUUUUGAAGUAACACAAGUUCUAAACUAAAAUAAUAGAUUCAAGGUUUGUUUAAUUUGAGUCCUAUAUAAAUUGGUGCAGAAAUGCAAAUUCAUUAACAGAAACAUGUACAUGUAUUUAUUUACAAAAAGGUUUUCUGCACUCUUCCAUUUUUUAACCUCAAUUACUAUAAUUAUUGUCCAGCUGGAAUUUAAAUAGCCGAAAGUUCAGAAGUCCUGCAGCCAACCCUGAAGUAAAUAACUCCCAAACUUCUGUCUAUGCAAGCCCUGUUUUAUUCUCACAUCUUUGGACCUUUCAGAUUUCGUUAUGUCAAAAUUUUUAUUAUUAUGUUCAUCUGCUAUGGUAUGCAGUGAAAUCUAAGCAGUUCAAAUCAUGUUUGUUGUGACUCUAAUUGUGUUGUUAAUGGAAUUAAAAAGUUAGGACUGAACUAUAUAAAACUGAUUAAAUAUUAAAUUCAAUCAAUAUAUGCAUUAAAUUAAGGUGUUUUUAUGGUUAAUACAAACUAAAACUUAUACAAAUUGCAGUGCAGUAAACUGUAUUAUUGUUAAUCAGUAUUAGGUCUAAUAAGUUACAAUAGUUUAGCUUCGUUCACUCUGUUGUGAUUAUGUUAUUAUGACCUCAUCUUUAUUUAUAAGCAUUUUGAUUUUAAACAGCCAACUGUAACAACAUUAAUUGUAAAAUUUUGUACUUAAGAAGUGCUACUUAUGCUUGAUUGUGAAAGUUGGCAGUUGGUGGGUCCGAGUGUUUUCAUGAAAAGUGUUAAAUCCUCCCUAGUUAUUGUUCAUGCAAACAUUACCUGAUGCCCUUUGGAAUAAUACAAUUCAAAGUCAUUGAAUACCUCAACAUGUUAUGUCCAAGAUGAUUGUCUACUAAGUGUAUUAUGUUAGCUUAACUAAAUAUGUGUUGAUACUUACAUUGCUUUUUUACUUGAUGCACGUCUUGCAUAAGAAUUCUGUGGCAUUGCUUUGCUUUUGUCUUUAUUUGCUUCAGUUUGAAGAUUGUUGUACUUGUGUUAAAUGAUGCAUCAUUCUGUUAUCAAU